Rotaria sp. Silwood2 is the source of this 279-nucleotide messenger RNA. The record is from the annotation of a GenBank genome assembly. Lineage: Eukaryota; Metazoa; Rotifera; Eurotatoria; Philodinida; Philodinidae.
AUGACUAUUAUUUUAACAUUUUGGAAAAAUAAUGAAAGACGAUUACCAGUUUUAUCGAUAAUUGCUAAACGUAUUUUGGUUAUACAAGCUUCAUCAGCUGAAUUAGAAAGACAUUUUUCAGCCGGUGAAGUUAUUGUUAAUGAGAAAAGAGGUUGCUUGAGCGAGAGUUCAGUGGAAUCAUUAAUUGUAUUACGUGAAGCAUAUGUAAAUAAAAUGUGGCCUAAAUGUAAUACUAGUGCUGCGCUUGUAAAUCGCGAUGAUCAAGAACAACAGCCAUAA